Tribolium madens (black flour beetle) is the source of this 474-nucleotide messenger RNA. RefSeq lists its product as uncharacterized. The record is from RefSeq and is a predicted model, not a curated record. The coding region runs from base 1 to 474 and encodes 157 amino acids. The transcript is spliced from 5 exons. NCBI's taxonomy places the organism in Eukaryota, Metazoa, Arthropoda, Insecta, Coleoptera, Tenebrionidae.
AUGGCGGGCGUACAAGAGCGCGAAAGUAGCAUGUUCGCUAUUAUCGACCAAACAACCCAAAUCGCCCCAAUGGCGAGCCUCCCUGGUGUUCACAAAGACUCAUCUCUUGAUUUAGUGAAACGUAACGAGGUCUUAAAAUCCCUCGUAACGCUUGAGGAAAAAGCUCGUCACGACUGGCACCGCAAGUGGGGUUUUCUGUUGGACUUCGACAAGUUCGUGUUGGAGGAAGCUGCCAAGCAUGGCAUUUCUGUGGAAGAAUUCCGGCGAUGGACCGUGCGACGUAAAAACAAAACUAAAGCUUUGGAUUACAUCUGGGAUCUAGAACCGGCCACUAACGUCCCUAAAACGUCGUCUGGUAUGGUGGGGUGGCGCAGCGCCCCCAAGCACCGUCUGGAGCGCACUGGGCCCCUCUAUGUCAGUCCUGUCACCACCUUACCGCCCAAGGAGCGCUAUUCUUGUAUUAUGUUAGGUUAG